Molecule: messenger RNA, 4587 nt
Organism: Phyllostomus discolor (pale spear-nosed bat)
Lineage: Eukaryota; Metazoa; Chordata; Mammalia; Chiroptera; Phyllostomidae
Gene: ZFAT
Product: zinc finger and AT-hook domain containing
Exons: 16
Coding region: 174-3917 (1247 amino acids)
Biological process (GO): regulation of DNA-templated transcription
Molecular function (GO): DNA-binding transcription factor activity, RNA polymerase II-specific; RNA polymerase II cis-regulatory region sequence-specific DNA binding
Source: RefSeq, a predicted model, not a curated record
CUCCAUCCGCCAUGUUGGAUGCCGCAGAUUCGCCAUAAGCUAGCCGGCUCUUUUCUUAAAAAAAUAAAAAUAAAGAGCGAAGCAUCAGCGGGGCGCCCCGCCUUCUCGGUGGGCAAGGGAGGGGGUCCGGAAGAGCCCAAGGCUUUUUUUUCCUCCGCGGUGGGGGCGUUGCCAUGGAGACGCGGGCCGCAGAAAACCCGGCCAUCUUCAUGUGCAAGUGCUGUAACCUCUUCUCCCCGAGUCAGUCGGAGCUGCUCUCCCACGUGUCGGAGAAGCACGCGGAAGAAGGGGUUAACGUCGACGAGAUCAUCAUCCCCCUCAGGCCUCUGAGCACGCCUGAGCCCGCCAACCCGAGGAAAGCCGGAGAGGAGCUGUCCGUCAUGAAGAGGAAGAGGGGCAGGCCCAAGGGGUCCACGAAGAAGCCGAGCACCGAGGAGGAGCUGGCGGAAAGCAACGCGGGUCCGAGCGCGGCCUGCCCGCUGGCCCCGGAGGAGGACCGCAGCCCGGCUCCCAGCUGCCUGGAGUGCACCAAGUGCUCUCGGAAGUUCUCCAACACGCGCCAGCUGCGGAAGCACAUCUGCAUCAUUGUGCUGAACCUGGGCGAGGACGAGGGCGACGCAGGUAACGAGUCUGACCUGGACCUGGAGAAGAAGUUUAAGGAGGAAGAUCGCGAAAAGGCCCCUCGGAGACCGCGGACGCAGAGAACGGAGAAGGUCCAGCGGGUCUCCUCGGGGAAGGAGGCCGGGCAGGCGUCCAGAGCAAAGAAGCCCAUCGUCAGCGUGGUUUUGACUGCCCACGAGGCCAUCCCAGGUGCUACCAAGAUUGUUCCCGUGGAGGCCGGGCCCCCAGAAACAGGAGCCACGAACCCCGAGGCCACCUCCGCCGAGCGGGCGCCCCGGAGGGGGUACCAGGAGUACGCGAUCCAGCAGACACCGUACGAGCAGCCCAUGAAGUCAAGCAGGCUAGGGCCCACCCAGCUCAAGAUCUUCACCUGCGAGUACUGCAACAAGGUCUUCAAGUUCAAGCACUCGCUGCAGGCCCACCUGAGGAUCCACACCAACGAGAAGCCGUACAAGUGCUCCCACUGCAGCUACGCCAGCGCCAUCAAGGCCAACCUCAACGUGCACCUGCGCAAGCACACGGGCGAGAAGUUCUCCUGCGACUACUGCUCCUUCACCUGCCUGAGCAAGGGCCACCUCAAGGUGCACGUCGAGCGGGUGCACAAGAAGAUCAAGCAGCACUGCCGCUUCUGCAGGAAGAAGUACUCCGACGUCAAGAACCUCAUCAAGCACAUCCGGCACGUGCACGACCCGCAGGACAAGCCGGUCCAGGAGGCCCUGGACGAGCUCUGCCUCCUGACCCGGGAGGGCAAGCGGCAGCUGCUCUACGACUGCCACAUCUGCGAGCGCAAGUUCAAGAACGAGCUGGACCGCGACCGCCACAUGCUGGUCCACGGCGACAAGUGGCCCUUUGCCUGCGAGCUGUGCGGCCACGGGGCCACCAAGUACCAGGCGCUGGAGCUGCACGUCAGGAAGCACCCCUUCGUGUACGUGUGCGCCGUCUGCCUCAGGAAGUUCGUCAGCUCCAUCCGGCUGCGCGCCCACAUCCGGGACGUGCACGGGGCCGCCCAGGAGGCGGCCGUCUUCACCAGCUCCAUCAACCAGAGUUUCUGCCUCCUGGAACCCGGGGGCGACAUCCAGCAGGAGUCCCUGGGCAGCCAGCUGCAGCUGGCUGAAGAGGAGUUUGCGUUCCAGGGGGUCAGCGCGCCCAAGGAGGCGGCCUGCCCCGGGGACGGGGACGCGGAGCCUGAGGCGGGACGGAAGGAGCCGGAGGCCCUGCUGCAGGUGCCUGCCCCGGCCGAGCACUUAGCCGGCGCCCCCCAGGCCGGAAGCACUGCCCUGCCGUCCUGUGCGCUGGAGGCUGCCGCGGUGGAGCCCGCGGGCCUGCCCCCCCGGGUGGUCGUUCCCAGUGAGCUGCUGCUGAAAAACGACCCCUUCUCUGCCCAGGUGCACGCUGCUCCUGGGAAGACCCAGGACCCCCAGCCCGGAGGCCCCACCCAGACUCAGGACGAGGAAGUCACCCUGCUGCCGCCCAAGGCCGGAAUCCCUGCCGCAGGCCAGGAGGCCCAGGCCUCCGAGAGCCCCCCAGGGGAAGGGCAGAAGGCCGCUGCCCUCCCGCCCGAGGGGCCAGAUCCCAGUAGGUGCCCCAGGUCAAACCCAGCAGAGGCCUCGGACCCGCCUCCGGCGGCGGCCGGCGGGAAGGACGCGGCCCUGGGCCAGGCCGACCUCUGCACCCCCGCGCCCGAGCACCGGGCGAGCAUGAACGCCUUCCUGCGGGUCCUGGACAGCUUGCAGAAGAGGCGCAUGGACCCCGGCCUGUGCGAGAGGCUCCGGAAGGUGUACGGAGACCUGGAGUGUGAAUACUGUGGCAAACUUUUUUGGUACCAAGUGCAUUUUGACAUGCAUGUCCGCACCCACACCCGGGAACAUCUGUAUUAUUGCUCCCAGUGUCAUUACUCUUCCAUCACCAAAAACUGCCUUAAACGCCAUGUAAUUCAGAAACACAGUAACAUCUUGCUGAAGUGUCCCACUGAUGGCUGUGACUACUCGACUCCAGAUAAAUAUAAGCUGCAGGCACACCUUAAAGUGCACACAGAGCUGGACAAAAGGAGUUAUUCUUGUCCUGUGUGUGAAAAGUCUUUUUCAGAAGAUCGAUUGAUAAAGUCGCAUAUCAAGACGAACCAUCCCGAGGUUUCCAUGAGCACCAUCUCCGAGGUGCUCGGGAGGAGGGUGCAGCUGAAAGGGCUGAUCGGAAAGAGAGCCAUGAAGUGCCCGUACUGUGAUUUCUAUUUCAUGAAGAACGGCUCCGACCUCCAGCGGCACAUCUGGGCUCACGAAGGGGUGAAGCCCUUCAAGUGCUCCCUGUGUGAGUAUGCGACUCGCAGCAAGAGCAACCUGAAGGCUCACAUGAACCGUCACAGCACCGAGAAGACCCACCUCUGCGACAUGUGUGGCAAGAAGUUCAAAUCCAAAGGGACGCUGAAAAGCCACAAGCUCCUCCACACUGCUGACGGGAAGCAGUUCAAGUGCACGGUGUGCGACUACACGGCGGCGCAGAAGCCCCAGCUGCUCCGGCACAUGGAGCAGCACGCCUCCUUCAAGCCUUUCCGCUGUGCCCACUGCCAUUACUCCUGCAACAUCUCGGGCUCCCUGAAGAGGCACUACAACCGGAAGCACCCCAACGAGGAGUACGCCAACGUGGGCGCCGGCGAGCUGGCGGCCGACACGCUUGUCCAGCAAGGUGGCCUGAAGUGCCCGGUCUGCAGCUUCGUCUACGGCACCAAGUGGGAGUUCAACAGGCACCUGAAGAACAAGCACGGCCUGAAGCUGGUGGAGAGCGAAGGAGAGCCCAAGUGGGAGCCGGCAGCAGAAGCCCCCGAGGAGCCCUCCACCCAGUAUCUGCACAUCGCCGAGGCCGAAGAGGAUGUUCAGGGGACGCAGGCCGCCGUGGCUGCGCUGCAGGACCUGAGAUACACCUCCGAGAGCGGCGACCGGCUGGACCCCACCGCGGUGAACAUCCUCCAGCAGAUCAUCGAGCUAGGCACCGAGACGCACGACACUGCAGCCGUCGCCUCGGUGGUUGCCAUGGCUCCCGGGACGGUGACCGUGGUGAAGCAGGUCACCGAGGAGGAGCCCAGCACCAACCACACGGUCAUGAUCCAGGAGACCCUGCAGCAGGCAUCCGUGGAGCUGGCCGAGCAGCACCACCUGGUCGUGUCCUCCGACGACGUGGAGGGCAUCGAGACGGUGACCGUCUACACGCAGGGCGGGGAGGCCUCGGAGUUCAUCGUCUACGUGCAGGAGGCCGUGCAGCCCCUGGAGGAGCCGGCCGGGGGGCCGCCGACGCAGGAGCUCUAGGGGCCGUGCACGUCUCACAGAGCCGGGGGGGCCUGCGGGCUCUGCAGGGCACCCAGGGGCCCCGGGGCAGCGAGGCUGCAGACCGGCACUCCCCCUCCACAGUGCUGUUUUCGGUGCUUCCCGCCAGUCGGCCCCCAGGGCGGCUCUCCCUACCCUCCUUUGGGUGGGCAAGGCGACUGGCAUCACCAGCAAUACAGGACCCCGCCCCAGCCCACACCUCUGCCUACCCAGUAGGACCCGCUUCUGGAAAGACCUGUGCAUCAGCUCCCACCUGGCGCAUGCCGCGCCGCCCCCUUCCGUCAAGUGUCAGAGGCUCCGCACUCCCGUCAGCCUCUCCCUGAAUCACCCCGACUCCUGCCCCACCGAGGUGCCGAGUCGUCUUCUGGGACUGCCGUGCAGCCCGGGGCCGGGGAGACAGCCAUCCCAGGGAGCGUGACCUUACGAGGCAAAGGGGGGGUCCGGGCUCUUCAGUUAUCCCCUCCUCCAGCACCGAGGGUGCUUCUCACCGCGGGGGGUGACCACCCCGUGGGGACUCGUCCACUGCCCUCACCCGUGGGGUCUCAGCUUACAGUCUUGCCAUUCUUCUGCAUUUACAAAAAUUGCACUUUCUACUGUUCACCUCCUAUUCUGAGGAGGUGAGGUGGACAGAAUAAAACCAACCUCUGCCUGG